GAUCCUACUGCCGGCGGGCAAUGCGUGCACGCAUGCGCCGUGCACUGGUCCUCCGAGUGCGGACAUGCGCGGUGAGGCGAGGAGUGGGAGGUUUGAUGCCGCGCACCGUGGUCGUUGUGGGAGCUGGUGUCAGUGGCCUCGCUGCCGCUCUCCACCUCAGCAGAGUUGUACCUGCUGCCAAGGUGCUGCUGCUGGAAGCGAGUGAUCGCACGGGCGGUUGGCUGCAGACCACACGCACCGAGGAAGGGGCGAUAUUGGAGCACGGACCCAGGGGAGUCCGGUCAACAGGGACAGUGGGCACGAACACGCUCCAACUGGUUUCUGAGAUUGGUUUGGAAAGUGAAUUGCUUCCAAUCACUUACAAUGAUGCUGCAACCAAGAAUAGAUAUCUCUUCGUUGGCGGCAAGCUUUGCAAAUUGCCUACUAGUAUCAGGAGUGUGUUCAGCAAGUUACCUCCGUUCUCCCAGCCCCUGGCCUGGAGCCUGGCCCGGGAACCCAUCCUGCCACGGAGCAAGGAGGAGGACGAGAGUGUGCACGCAUUCUUCCCCCACAGGUUCGGGGCCGAGGGGAGAGUGGCGGACUAUGCGGCGGACAGCCUGUGCCGAGGGAUCUUUGCUGGUGACAGCCGGAAGCUCAGUGUCCGCUCCUGCUUCCCCCCACUCUUCAAGGCAGAGAGGAGCUGGGGCUCCGUGCUGCUCGGCAUGUUGGUUGGAUCAGGGGCUGUGAAGUGGGACGGAGCAAAGACGGAGGUGAUGGAGCGUGCGCGGCGCGAGGGCUGGGCACAGUGGAGCCUGCGCCGGGGGAUGCAGAGCCUGCCCGAGGCCAUGGAGGCUGCCUUACGGGCGAAGGGGGUGGAGAUCCACCUGCACACCCCCGUCACCGAAUUACGACCCGCUGCCGAUGGAGGCUGCCAGGUGCUGACAGAGGGAGGGAUCCUGGCAGCGGACCACGUUUUCUCUGCACUUCCUGCUGGAGUGCUGGGCCCGCUGCUGCCCCCUGCCUGGCGACCGCUGGCACAGGCCCUGGGCAAGAUCGGCAGCGUCUCUGUGGCCGUGGUGAACCUGGAGUACGAGGGACGAGUGCUGCCUGUCACGGGUUUCGGACACCUGAUUCCGUCGGGUGAGUGUGGGGAGAUUCUGGGUGUUGUCUACGACUCCUGCAGCACCCCCCAGCAUGACCGAUCGGGAUCACCGACCACCAGACUGACGGUCAUGAUGGGUGGAUCGUGGUUCACUGGUGCAUUCGGAGACCCACAGAGAGUGUCAAAGGAGCACCUGCUGGAACGAGCCAAGGAGGCAGUGCAGGAACAACUGGGAAUCGCAGGACAGCCACUGACAGCCAUCGUCAAAGUGCACAAGGAUUGUAUCCCACAGUAUGGAGUCGGACACUGGAAACUCCUGGCAGACAUCUCCAAGUGGACAGCCAGCCACCGUGUACCGCUGACGCUGCUCGGUGCGUCCUACGACGGCGUGUCGGUCAACGACUGCAUCUACCAGGCCCAGCGCGGGGUGGAGCGGCUGCAGGGGUGAGGGACGUCGCCGCCGGUCGCAGGCCUGUCGCCAGCUCACUCUCGCCCCCUGCACGGACUCGCCACCUCCACAGCGAGGGAUCCUCGGCCCCUGUACCGUUCAGCGUGGGCCGGGCAUUACCGGUUUCCCGGGGGACGCGAGCCAUGACUCGGCGAGCAGGGCUGGCACACAGCAGAUGCAUCGAUGCGUAAACCCGCAGCUGCAUUCGGCGGCGGAGAUGGAGGUGGGGCCGAGGAGCGGCACAUACUGUUCAAUACAGGGAGGUGUGAAGCGAA
Leucoraja erinaceus (little skate) is the source of this 1804-nucleotide messenger RNA. It is a transcript of the gene ppox, whose product is annotated as protoporphyrinogen oxidase. The record is from RefSeq and is a predicted model, not a curated record. Gene Ontology annotation, cellular component: mitochondrial inner membrane. Gene Ontology annotation, molecular function: protoporphyrinogen oxidase activity, oxygen as acceptor. Lineage: Eukaryota; Metazoa; Chordata; Chondrichthyes; Rajiformes; Rajidae. Gene Ontology annotation, biological process: heme biosynthetic process.